Messenger RNA from Hevea brasiliensis (rubber tree), 1350 nucleotides. Its product is annotated as vinorine synthase-like. NCBI's taxonomy places the organism in Eukaryota, Viridiplantae, Streptophyta, Magnoliopsida, Malpighiales, Euphorbiaceae. The record is from RefSeq and is a predicted model, not a curated record. The transcript has a single exon. Bases 1 to 1350 code for a protein of 449 amino acids.
AUGGCCAAGGUGGUGAAAAUUGACAUUAUGACAAGAGAAAUCAUCAAACCAUCUUCUCCAACUCCUCAACACCUUAGAUAUAUCAAGCUCUCUCUUCUUGACCAGUUAAAUUUUGCAAUGUCUACACCAAUACUUCUCUUCUACCCUGCAAAAUCUGACAAAAAUAGCAAUAUUAUUCAUGCCAUUAAAGAAAAAUCCCAAAACCUAAAAUCAUCUUUGUCAAAAACUCUCACCCUUUUCUACCCACUUGCUGGUAAGAUUAAAGAUUAUUCCUUCAUAGAUUGUAAUGACUAUGGGGUUGAAUUUGUUGAAGCUCAAGUUAAUUGCCCUAUGUCAAAUAUAUUCCAACACCCAGAUAGUUCUCUGCUUGAAAAGUUGAUUCCUGUUGAUCUCAAUUCCAAAGAAACAUUCACUGGUGCUGUGAUUCAAGCCAACUUCUUUGCUUGUGGUGGAUUAGCAAUUGGAGUUAGCCUUUCGCACAAGAUAGCAGAUGCAGCCUCCUUAGGCGCAUUUCUCAUGGCCUGGACUGCUUCAUCUCUUUCCAUGGAAACCCCAACUACGGUGCUACCACAUUUCGUAUCCGAUACUAUAAUUCCUUCACCGGUGGAUUCAUUAGCCCUACCACCACCUCCACCACCACCAUCGACCCUGGAGAUGACAACCAGGAGGUACGUGUUUGAUGCCUCCAAGGUCUCCAUGCUCAAGGCUCAAGCUGCUAGUGCAAGCCUGCAACAACCAACUCGCGUUGAAGCUUUGACAGCAUUCCUCUGGAAAUGUUUAAUGACCGUAUCAAGAUCCAAGUCGCCAGGAUUUGUAAAAAAAUCUGUUCUGGUUCAAGCUGUGAACAUGCGAAAAAGGCUUUUACCACCAUUGCCUGAAAACUACAUCGGAAACCUUUCUGGGAAAUUUCUUGUUGAAUCGAAGGAUACAAAUAUAGAGCUGCAAGAUUUGGUUGUUCAUCUAAGAAAAGGGUUAGAGCAGGUAGGCAAAGGAAUUGAAGCAAUGGACAUAGAAGCAAUUCUGGAGUUUGCCAAGAGGUUUAGAGAGUUGCACAAUAGAGAUGAUAUAGACAUGUAUUGCUUCACAAGUUUGUGUGGAUUUCCAUUAUAUGAAGUGGAUUUUGGGUGGGGAAAGCCAACAUGGGCAAUUGUUACGAAUUUGGUGCUAAAGAAUUAUGUGGUGCUGAUCGAUACGAGGGAUAGAAAGGGAAUUGAAGUUUGGAUGUCACUGAGCAAAGAUGAUGCGCCCUUGUUUGAAAGAAAUAAUCAAGAGCUACUUGCAUUUGCAUCUAUAAAUCCUAGUAUCAGAAUUGCUGACAAAAAUUUUCCAGCAUUGAAUUCAAGUUUGUAA